Molecule: messenger RNA, 339 nt
Organism: Phacochoerus africanus (Common warthog)
Lineage: Eukaryota; Metazoa; Chordata; Mammalia; Artiodactyla; Suidae
Product: 40S ribosomal protein S12-like
Exons: 2
Coding region: 1-339 (112 amino acids)
Biological process (GO): translation
Cellular component (GO): cytosolic small ribosomal subunit; ribosome
Molecular function (GO): structural constituent of ribosome
Source: RefSeq, a predicted model, not a curated record
AUGGCCGAGGAAAGCACUGCUGCUAGAAGUGUAACGGACAUUAAUAAUUCUCUACAAGAGGUGCUGAAGACUACCCUUCUCCAUGAUGGCCUAGCACAUGGAAUUCACGAAGCUGCCAAAGCCUUAGACAAGCACCAAACCCAUCUUUGUGUGCUUGCAUCCAACUAUGAUGAGCUAAUGUCUGUUAGGCUGGUGGAAGCCCUUUGUGCUGGGCACCCAAUCAACCUAAUUAAGGUCAAUGACAACCAGAAACUAGGGGAAUGGGUAGGCCUCUGUAAAACUGACAGAGAGGGAAAACCCCACAAAGUGGUUGGUUGCAGCAGUGUGGUAGUUAAGUGA